AUGCGCAGUGACGCCCGCGCGUGCCGCGCUGAUCCUGCAGCGCCUUCCCGCAGGUUUCGGGCUGCGGAUUCCAGUUCUCCGGGUUUUGGGGCUCCCUGCGGGAGGCAGUGCUGGAUCUGGGAAUCUCUAGGAAUUGAAAGGGCCUGUGAAACGCGGCAGAUUUUCCCAGGACCCCUCCUCCCUUCCCCUCGGCCCCGCCUCCUGACCCCUCCAUUCCCCGUCCCCGUUGUAAUCCCCUCCGGUUUUCCUCAGUCUCCACGUACGUCCCUCAGGGCGCGUCCCAAAACCCGGAUAACCGGAGCGCUCCCCAUGGACCACACGGAGGGCUCGCCCGCGGUGGAGCCGCCUGCGCAUGCUCCAUCGCUUGGAAAAUUUGGUGAGCGGCCUCCACCUAAACGACUUACUAGGGAAGCUAUGCGAAAUUAUUUAAAAGAGCGAGGGGAUCAAACAGUACUUAUUCUUCAUGCGAAAGUUGCACAGAAGUCAUAUGGAAAUGAAAAAAGGUUUUUUUGCCCUCCUCCUUGUGUGUAUCUUAUGGGCAGUGGGUGGAAGAAAAAAAAAGAACAAAUGGAACGUGAUGGUUGUUCUGAACAAGAGUCUCAACCAUGUGCAUUUAUUGGAAUAGGAAAUAGUGACCAAGAAAUGCAGCAGCUGAACUUGGAAGGAAAGAACUAUUGCACAGCCAAAACAUUGUAUAUAUCUGAUUCAGACAAGAGAAAGCACUUCAUGUUGUCUGUAAAGAUGUUCUAUGGCAACAGUGAUGACAUCGGUGUGUUCCUCAGCAAGCGGAUAAAAGUCAUCUCCAAACCUUCCAAGAAGAAGCAGUCAUUGAAAAAUGCUGACUUGUGCAUUGCCUCAGGAACAAAGGUGGCUCUGUUUAAUCGACUUCGAUCCCAGACAGUUAGUACCAGAUACUUGCAUGUAGAAGGAGGUAAUUUCCAUGCCAGUUCUCAGCAGUGGGGAGCAUUUUACAUUCAUCUCCUGGAUGAUGAUGAAUCAGAAGGAGAAGAAUUCACAGUUCGAGAUGGCUACAUCCAUUAUGGACAGACAGUCAAACUUGUGUGUUCGGUUACUGGCAUGGCGCUCCCGAGAUUGAUAAUUAGGAAAGUUGAUAAGCAGACUGCAUUACUGGAUGCAGAUGAUCCUGUGUCACAGCUCCAUAAGUGUGCAUUUUACCUUAAGGAUACAGAAAGAAUGUACUUGUGCCUUUCUCAAGAAAGAAUAAUCCAAUUUCAGGCCACUCCAUGCCCAAAAGAACCAAAUAAAGAGAUGAUAAAUGAUGGAGCUUCCUGGACAAUCAUUAGUACGGAUAAGGCAGAGUAUACAUUUUAUGAGGGGAUGGGCCCUGUCCUUGCCCCAGUCACACCUGUGCCUGUCGUAGAAAGUCUUCAGCUGAAUGGCGGUGGGGACGUAGCAAUGCUUGAACUCACAGGACAGAAUUUCACUCCAAACUUACGAGUGUGGUUUGGGGAUGUAGAAGCUGAAACUAUGUACAGAUGUGGAGAGAGUAUGCUCUGUGUUGUCCCAGACAUUUCUGCAUUCCGAGAAGGUUGGAGAUGGGUCCGGCAGCCAGUCCAGGUUCCAGUAACUUUGGUCCGUAAUGAUGGAAUCAUUUAUUCCACCAGCCUUACAUUUACCUACACACCAGAACCAGGGCCACGGCCACAUUGCAGUGCCGCGGGAGCAAUCCUUCGAGCCAACUCAAGCCAAGUGCCCCCUAAUGAAUCAAACACAAACAGCGAGGGAAGUUACACAAAUGUCAGCACAAAUUCAACCAGUGUCACAUCGUCUACAGCAACAGUGGUGUCCUAACUACCGUCUUUUUGCUAGGACUUAAACUGACUGGAGUGUGGCAACAUGUUGGCAGAAAGAAAAAGAGAAAAAAAUGAACAAUCUUGUGGUUUCUUGGGAAAACUUUUCAUACCAGGUGAUACUGUUCAAAAACCCCAUACCUGCAAGUGCUGAUUUGAAGUGCAGAAGCCACAGUAAAACAAACACCAUCAAAAUGUACAAACUAUUGGAAAUUGAUUUUUUUCAGCUGUUAUUUUUGUUCGGUUGGUAUUUGUUUGGUUUUGUUUAAAUGGGCAAGAAAUAGAGAUGUGGCUGGAAUAAAAGUUAAUCAAACUAGAAGACACAAAUCUAACAUAGUUUUUAUGGACCAAGGAACUUGUAUAAGCUUUAGUAAAGGUACAUUUUCACCAUACCUUUUUUAUAUCACAGUAUAUAGUACACCUUUGUUACCAAAUAGGUUGUUCUCUUCCCCGCCCCCUGUGAGCUUUUGCUCUUAAGUACAUUCAGGUUCCAAGCCUGACCAUGCUUGUUUAAGUACCAUACUCUUCCAGGUUCUUUUGGUCUAAGGCUGGAACUGUUCUUUCUAUUUUAUUUUUUUUUUUAAAGCUGAAGUCUUAGGACUUUUCAUGAGCUGAAAUUGUUUUGAUUUCAGCAAGUCAAAUCUUGUAAAGGCCUGCAUAUUUUUUUUUUAAGAUUAUAUGAAGUCUGUGCAAAAGCUUUAAAAAAAUGCCUCUGCCUUGCCUGCAAUACAUGCAACGUACGUUAACUUAGUCUCUAUUCUCAGACACUGUUGGUAGUUAUUUCUGUGUUCUCCUUUUUUAAAAAUAUGUAUUUAUAGUGGUAAUCCAAGAGGUUCUAACAUUUACAUGGAAUUAAAUGUCGCCAUUUAGUCAUUAAUGAGUUCAUGGCACAGGACAUGUUGGUAUUUGAAGUGUUCUCUCCCCAUUUCCCAUGCAUAAAUGUGUCUACAUGUUCUAGGAUUUGUUCAGGUUUUCCCCCCUCCUAAUCUUGUACAUAACUUGUAUUAUGUGUAAGUUAAACAUUUUAUUUUGAACUUGGAAUGUUCCCGGUGAUUUCAUUCAGCAGGGUGUUUUCUGCCUUGUUGGCAUAUGACAAAAAAAAUAUCAUGCGAAGUGUUUGCUACCACUUGGUAGGUGGCGCCCUUAUUGUAUAAUGAGGAAAAGCUCAGCAAGAGCAUGUUUUUAUUUACUUUUUCUUUUUGGUAGCCUAGGCCAAAACUUCAUUGUAAUCUUAAAACAAGAUGCUUUUAUUAGAUGACCAACUAAAAUAGCUGGAAGACAGUACUUGAGAAACAGAUAGUUGUGAGAUUAUAAAAUUGCAAGUGUAACAUCUUUCCAUUUUUCUCCCUGCCGUUUUUUGUUUUCUCUUCCCCAGUACUGAGCAUCUUCACAAAUGUCUCCCACUCGGAAAACAUCUCUUUUCCAUUCAGUUAGGAUUUGAUCACAGUCAGGGUUGUGAGUUGGCCUUGCAUGCUGGGCUCACCAGUUGUACCUGGCUUCCAUUCCUGCUCUUUGGUUAUGCCUUUGUUCAGUUUCUCAGAAAUUCAGCCGAUGCUGGGCUUCGUUUAGUACAGGAACCACGUGUGUGGUGUUAGAGGACACCGUCUAGUGAUACAAUCAUCCUUCUGAGAGUAAAAACUACCUCUAGAUUGUGGUAAGCUUUUACUGUCCCAUAAAACAGGAGCCACAAGUACCUUAUGAAUGCAAAGCUGUUAACUUCCUGCAGUGUUUCCAUGCAGAACAUUGUCUUUGUGGUGUCCAGCGCUAUUUUGAACAAGUUUCCAUAGGUAGACUUUUUAAACAUCCUUGUAAGUAGCUUUUUUUUCCCCAGCUUUGCUAUCUUCUUCACUCAUUCUUUUGCUCAGACUAUGCCAUUGUAAAUACAAUUCCUAAUGUCUUUACAUCACUUUUUCCUCAGUUUUCAAGGGGGAAGUCAUUUGUAAAACAUGUUAGUGGUUAAAUCAAAGUCAUUGUGGUUUUCUCUUACUGCAAGCCUUUUUAAUUACUCACAGGCUGCAUUAUACUAUAUAUAGCCUUCUCUUCAAAUCUGCUCUAGUCACUAGCUUCUCUCCUGUGAGCUAAUCUUGCCUCACACUUUAAAUCUGUUUCAGUGAUGAAGGGCAGAAUUCAUUGUGGCCUUACCUGUCUUUGUUUUAACUGUUUACUGGCUUUUUCUUGCAAACUUGCUUAUUUUGGAGUAGUGGGUAUUCUUCUUCCCGUUGAGUCUCGGUGUUUCUGUUCAGAGCGUGGAAAUGUUUUCAGUGCUGCUUUACAUUUAAUGGGCCACAAGUUUCCUCCGCUUCCCAGGUUUGGUAUUUAGUUACGAAAUUCUAUUAAAUUAACUGAUAACAGAUGAGAUGCUUUUAAAGAACAAACUAUUCCUUACCCAGCUUUGCAGCUCAAAAUAAUUUUCAAGUUUAUGACUUUAUUAAAAUGAACUUUUGCUUUUUUACUGUUUAACUAUAUCUUAUUUGGCUCUUCAUUUCUUUUAAUAAGAUAAUUGAAAUGUUAGACUGUAAACCCUUUUCCUGUUUUUUAAAAGUCCAAGAAUGUACUUACACAGACAUUUCCCCUACUAUUUUAUGCCAUUCUACAUACCACAAACUAAAGACUGAAAUGAUUUGUCUGUUGUAGUUUAUUGUCUAUCAGUAGUUCUUUUGUCAGCUGCUUAAAAAAAGUUUUCAUGGAUUUGUGAAUCACUUUCAGUGUAUAAUGUAUAGGAGCCUUGUCCUCCGGUUAUGGUAGAACACGGCCCCUCCCCCAAUGGUGGCAUUGUUAGAGAUGCUGGUCAUUUUCCCUCAUAAAGACCCUCUCAGAAUGAUAACCUCUUCAGUUAAAGUAUACUACAUUCAAGUGUUUUCUUCUUUUAAAUUCUGUUUUAGAAGUAUAUCUUAGGCUCUCAUGAUCCUAUGCAGUUUCUAAAAAUAUGCGUAGAAGCUGAGUCUGAUCCAGUAAGUUUUUAUUAGUUCCAUUGAAUUGAUCACGUAGAUUGGCCUUAAGUGCAAAAUACUCGUUUUAUUCUGAAUGAUUUUAGAGUUAAACACUAGUAUAAUAUUUAACCUGCUGCUGACUUCUUAAACUGUGGCAACUAAAGGCAUCCUCAUAUAUGUAUUAGUGAAAUAUUUGUCACCCUUACUCCACAGACUUAUUUGCAAUCAUAACUGGUUAGUUUGUUUUUUAAAUGAAACUGGUACCGUCUGUGCCCUCAGAGGAAAUUUCCAAUGCAGUUUUUGGGAACUAAACUAGUCAUGUUUAACCAGAUAAUCCAUAGGGAUGGAGGGGUCCUUUUUGAAACAAAAUGCUAUUCAGUUAUUAACCAAGUUACUUAUUUUUGGUUUCAAAAGCAGCUGUGUUUCUGAUGAGUACUGAACAAAUGUGUGUAAUUUUCUGUGCCAGACUUUUGACUUUGUUUUCAAGCACUGUAAUGUGGGAUGGAUGGUUAGAAACAAUAAUAUAUUAGGGUUUCUAUUUAACCCUUUCAGGACUGAACUGUAUCUCCUUUCAUUAAUUUUGCCCUGUGUCGUGAUAAAUGUUUGCCAGCAUUCAGUACUGUGUUGGUCCAGAUGUAGGUUUAUAUGCUCAUUUUUAGCUUAUUUCUUGUACCUUGCAGCAUGCUGUACGCAUUCAGUCCUUAAGGGGUUUAUUUUACAAACUGUGCGCCUGUAAGGUUUAUUAGCAAUAAGAUAGAAAAUUGAGCAAGUUUAUACCAUAAUUUUGUAGAAAAAAGAAUCUGCUCAGUUCCAUAUUUCAUCCAUGAGAAACUUGCAAUAUGGGCAGUUUCAAGGAAUAAAUAAAAAGGAAAUGUAAACCAUUGUAAAAGUCUUCUCUUGGCUGUGCCUGAUGCAUGUGUUAUCGUCUUUGAUUUCAGAAUACUUCAUAAAGAUAAAAUGAAAUUCCGUA
Equus caballus (horse) is the source of this 5711-nucleotide messenger RNA. RefSeq names its product recombination signal binding protein for immunoglobulin kappa J region (gene RBPJ). Gene Ontology annotation, cellular component: MAML1-RBP-Jkappa- ICN1 complex; nucleus. Gene Ontology annotation, molecular function: RNA polymerase II cis-regulatory region sequence-specific DNA binding; DNA-binding transcription activator activity, RNA polymerase II-specific. The record is from RefSeq and is a predicted model, not a curated record. Gene Ontology annotation, biological process: regulation of transcription by RNA polymerase II; Notch signaling pathway. Lineage: Eukaryota; Metazoa; Chordata; Mammalia; Perissodactyla; Equidae.